AUGAAACAAAAAUUAAGGAAAGGGAUUAUAAGAGACGUAUGCUUUAUCUGCAUGUUAGUAAUUGGAGUCCAAAUAUGUCUCUUUCUCCUUUUCACAAAAUCUACACCAAAUAGUCAAGGGCAUGAAAUCAUAUUGGCAACAAAUAGAGGAUGCAACAAGUCAUUUCCAAAUCCAUUGGCAUUAAACCAAUCACAAUCACAAGAUGAAACAAUCAUAUGCGAUCGUUCCCAUAACAACUAUGAUUGGUGUUUCCUCAAAUGUCCAACCAUAUUAAACCCAAAUACAACCACAUUUUAUACAAUCGGAUCACUCAUUCGAAAUCGAACCUCAACUAACCAUUUCGUAAUAGAAAAAAUUCGUCCGUACCCUCGAAAAUGGGAAACUUUUAGCAUGUCAAGGGUACGUGAAAUAACUCUUACAUCCUCAUCUAUUAACAAUAGAUGCCAAAUAUACCAUAAAGGCCCUGCCUUAGUAUUUAGCAUAGGUGGCUAUACGGGGAAUUUUUUCCAUGAUUUCAAUGAUGGGAUAAUACCUCUUUACAUAACGCUCAACACCCUUUUUCCUAAUCAAGAUAACAUCACACUUGUUAUUGUUGAUUUUAAAGAUUGGUGGUAUAGCAAGUACGAGGUUUUAUUGAGAGCAUUUCCAAUAAAUCGUGUUAUUAACCUUGAUAACCAAACGGCCACACAUUGCUUUUCCUCGGUCGCGGUUGGACUCAUAUCACACGGUCCUAUGACCAUACAGCCUAAUCAAAGUCAACAACUAUCAUUUCUUAGGUUACGUUCUUUAUUAGAGAUUACGUAUGGUUCAAAUUGUAAACAUGUUACACCACGGGCUCCUUUGAAGCCGGGUAAGCCUAGGGUUGUGUUCGUGGGCCGGACAAGAAAUGUGGGUCGGGUAAUUCUGAAUCAAAAUCAAAUUAUAAAUGCUAUGGAACGAGCAGGGUUUGAAGUCGUACUCUUUGAACCCACUAAAUUUACAUGGUUAUGUGAUGCAUAUAAACUCGUCAAUGAAAGUCAUGGAAUGAUAGGAGUCCAUGGAGCGGCCCUAACACAUUCAAUCUUUUUACGACCCGGGUCGAUUUUGAUUCAAAUUGUUCCAAUUGGGAUUGAAUGGUUAGCGGAUUCGUACUUUAAGAACUUGGCUAAAAGUUUGAGAUUUGAGUAUAUUGAAUAUAAGAUUAGGGCAAAAGAAAGUAGUUUGGCUGAGAAAUAUGGAUUGUGUCAUAUGAUUGUGAAAAAUCCACAUGUAUUUAUGAAAGGAAAUUGGUCUGCUGUGGAUAGUAUUUAUCUUAAGGGUCAAGAUGUUAGGCUAUGUUUGGAUAGGUUUAGCAAGUAUUUGGUGCUUGCUUAUUCAAAAUCAAAGAGGUUUAUGGACAUUAAUGGAUAG
Molecule: messenger RNA, 1389 nt
Organism: Amaranthus tricolor (Joseph's coat)
Lineage: Eukaryota; Viridiplantae; Streptophyta; Magnoliopsida; Caryophyllales; Amaranthaceae
Product: xylan glycosyltransferase MUCI21-like
Exons: 2
Coding region: 1-1389 (462 amino acids)
Molecular function (GO): glycosyltransferase activity
Source: RefSeq, a predicted model, not a curated record